Messenger RNA from Podarcis lilfordi (Lilford's wall lizard), 5439 nucleotides. NCBI's taxonomy places the organism in Eukaryota, Metazoa, Chordata, Lepidosauria, Squamata, Lacertidae. The record is from the annotation of a GenBank genome assembly.
AUGGCAGCUGGCGGCGAGCUGGGCUGGGCGUGGCCGCUGCCGGCGGGCGGAGGGCGUGGCCGGGGCAUCCAGGCGGCACUCGAGGCUUGUUCGCGGGCGAAGGCAGAGGCGAGGCGCGCGCGGGUUUCCUCAGCUCGUUACGCGACGGGGGCAGCCUCCGGAGGAGCGCCGAGGUGACAACUUGCUCGUCCGCUCCACCAACGUCCCUGCCCGUCGCCGUCGUCGUUCUCGGAGGAGGAAGCAGCCGCAGGAGCCGCCGCCAACCAGAAGCACACGGUGAGGGGCGGCGGCGGCGGCGAGGUUUUUAAGCGGGGAAAUUAUAAUGGCGUCGGCAGAGAUGAUGGGAGGGGGCGGUUGGGGACAUUAUUAAUAUGAGGAGAGUUAUAGCGUGAUUCCGGCCAUGUGUCGGUUGGCUUCUGUGGGACCGUCCAGAGACCGUUAGAAAAUGAUAUAUAAAGUGACAUUACGGUUACUUGAACUGUCGAGGAGGAGACGUUGGGGGGGGUGAGGGGGAGACGACAUUAUUAUCAUCAUUAGUAAUAAAAUAGUAGUUUGGUAUGUAAUUCUGGCCUUUAAAAAGUUGGGUUCUGCGAGCUGCCUAGAAGCCGUUUGAAAAUACAGAUUAAUAUUAGUGCGGUGCAAGGAUUGCUGAGGUGGAGGAGGCGAUGGGAGUGUGGGGGGCGUGUGGGGGAAGAAACGGUAUUAUUAUUAUUAGUAUAGCUUGCAAUUCUGAUCCUAUAAAAGUUGGGUUCUCUGGAAUGUUCACAGGCCGUUUGAAUAAUUCUAAUACGGUACAAAAUUUAAAUGGCGUUUUAAAAACCCAUUAAAGCAGGUCAUGAUUAAUGUGGGAUUAUUAUCAGUUGGUUAUUUGAGUUAUUGAACACGUUUGUGUUCUGCUCAUAUAUAAAUUGGGCUCUCAGAAUAUGUAAAAUGUAAACUUAUUUUUUUUGGUGGGGGGGAGAAACCCCUUGGGAGGAGUUACAAAUAAAUCUGCGCAACUGAAUCGGAAUCAUGGGUAAUCGUUCUUCCAUUUCAUUUAUUAUAGAUUUUGUUUUCUCGUAAAGUUGGGUUCUCUGGGCAGUUUUACAGACCAUUAAAAGACAUAAUAAUGCAAAACUUUUUAAAAAAAGUUUUAAAAUAAAUGAAUUCCUUAAGUUUGUGUAAUCUAAAUUAGAGGGGGAGGGGUGGAAUUAGAAAGUGGUAUAGAAAUGACUUUUAAGCAUGGUACAUAGUGUUGGCAUCAUGAAGGGUUCUGGAGAACGUGGAUGUUUGCUAGCUUAUUUUGCAACCUUUUAAAUAAGUGUUUUGGCCAACUGCAUUUUGGACAGUUAUCCUCUCUUCCCCACUUCAUGUGAACCUGAACAGUUGGCUGAUUUUGCGGCUCCCGAUUUUCUUAAUUAUUUUGAAUGAAGACUCAAACUGGGGAGCCCUGUAGUGAGUUUGUGGGUCACCUGAUGGAGGAGGAGGAUGAUUUUGCUGUUGGAACUUUUUUUUUUUUUUUUUUGCUUUGAGUUGCAGCCUAAUUUUUAGACUCCACAGAGAAAAAUUUAAAAAGAAAUGCUUGAAAGUAUUCUUAAAUAGUUUUGUGCCAUGUGGGGUCCAACUAUUGAGAUAAAAGAGAAACCACAGCCAGCUCCUCUUUGGUUUGCAAUGAAUAACUAAGGAAGGGAAUAAAUAGGAGGGGAUGUAACAGGAGUACGUUUUCUGAAUAGGUUGUUGGGCGUAUAUUUUUCAUGAGGGGUAGGAUCUGUGGUGGAUUGCACUGUAUUGCUGUAUUAUCUAGUGUGCUAGUUAUUGUGUAAUUCCUACUCUCAAGACACUGACACUUCAGUCUGUAGUGUGUGUAUGGGAGAGACAAGGCUUACUUAAAAGGCAUAGUAUGAUUGUGUGGGUGUGGCAAGGAAUCUCUGAAGCCUUGUGGGUAAAAUGGGCAAAUGAGGGAGGGUGCUAAAUGUCUAAUGAUGUGCAAAUGUUGUUGGGAGGGGUGAUGGUGGGAAAGUUUCUGAUGAAGACAUUAUCAAAUUGUUUGUAACUCUGCAAAGCAUUGUACAACUUCUUUAAACUAGUCCCCGUGUCCAACCCUGCAAUUUUGUAUUUUAAAAAAAUAGAACAAUAAAGUCCCUUAACUGCAUCAUUUAAUUUCGGAAAUAACCUUAAAAUAAUGUGCUAGAUGUUGUGUGACUUGAAGCAAUACAGAAAAAGAGUUUGCAGAAGAAAGGAAUCAAAAUAAUGUAGGAGGAGUUGGGAAUCCUGUUUGAUGGGAGGGAGUCCUCUUGCGAGCUGUACAAAGGGUAUCUUGUGGGCAAAUAGUUCUAGGAUGUAAGAAAAUGUGGAAUUUCUGCUUGAGGGUGAAGACAGUUAAAUCUGUGGGUAUAAAUGAUGAGAAUACCUUGGUCUGCAUUCCCGGAGGUGGGUGGGGCAACUCAGACAUCUGUGGCCAAUUAGGUCCUCCUAUAAUGAGCCAAGCUCAGCAAAAGGUGUCUGCAACACACUGCAUUUGUUCCGUCUAAUUUAAGUAGUGUGUAGGUUGUUCAGCUCAACCCCCAAGAUGGGGUCUGUGUUUUACUGAAGUACAUCUGGCACACAAAGUGUUGAGCAUAUUGGUCUCUUCUUGCAGAAAUAAUUUAUAUGUUUGAUCUUACAUGCUUGAUUUGUUAAAACAGCUCAUCAGAAAUACGAACAGAAGGUUCAACUUUGUGUCUCCAGAACAAAUUCUGGAGUGUGUUUAUGAGAGUGGCUGAAUGGUUCUGGAAAUUAAGCCAUUAUACAGUAAAGACUUUUAGCUGGUGUAGUGUAUGGAUCUACCAGCACAGGUUAACAUUUUGAAUUCUUGUCCAUUGUGCUUUGUAGGUAACCAUGAGUGAUCGAAAGGCCGUGAUAAAGAAUGCAGAUAUGUCUGAGGAGAUGCAGCAGGACUCCGUGGAGUGUGCUACACAGGCCUUGGAAAAAUACAACAUUGAGAAAGAUAUUGCUGCCCACAUAAAGAAGGUUAAGCUUGAUAAUCGUUGCAUGCUGCUAGUUUAGAAUUCUUACAGGAAGAGGAAAAUUCAGACUGAGGGAGGGAACAGUUAAAAUUAUUUCUAACUAAACAUGUGUCCACAGAUUUCUUAACUGGCAAAGCUGAUUUUGUAUGUGUAGGAGUGUUCUGGCCUGCCAGGGAAUAGUUGGACAUUUUCCUGCAUUUCCUUCACAGCCUAGUCUAUGUGGGUGGUCUAACUGCAUGUCUGUGUUCCUAGAGGGUUGUCAAGCAUCUGUGAUCUUCUGACUUUGGCAGAGCUUGCAAGAAGCUUGCCAGAUCUGCUGUGACAGUGGGCAAGCUUAUAUCUGCAUAAGUAAGACAGUGUGGAAGCAUACACAUUUGUUCCUCGAAGAUGAGAAAAGUACAAAACCUUAAAACAUUCCUUAGCAUAGCUCUUAACAAGUUGUAGCAAGAUACACCCUGUAUUUGCUUCUCACACAGCAGCUUGCUAUUCAACAAUUCAGCACUACGAAGGCAAGCCACAGCAAGCCUCAUGGUUGGUUGCUACCAUCUUCUUCAGCAUGACUUUGAAGAGUUUGGUAGCCCUUGCUUCUAUUUUAACCUAGCCUCAAUUUGGUAUGAUGAUCACUUGGAAAUACUGUUCAGUUUUAGCUAUAAUUAUGAUUAGUGGAAACAGGUUGGUUUCAAAUCAAAGAAGGCUUUUUUCAUUAACCAGUUAAGAUUAACCACAAUUCAUGGUUUGAGUGCAACAGUAAAUUGUAGUUAAUUGAAUCAGCUUGUGGGCACACUGAAAGAGGUGCUAACUUACAGUUUAAUAGUGUACAAACCUGGCCACUCAGACUGUUUUGCAUAUGGGCUGGGGGAGAAAGAAUGUGGUAGACACUCAAGACUUGCUGCAUUAGCCACUAUACGUUUAGGAUUGAUCUGAUUCAGGGGUCGGCAACCUAAGGCCCAUGGACCCCCACACCUGCUUAGGGACCCCUGCUGCCCGUUCUCCUCCUGCUCCGUGCCAAAAGGAGCCCCGGAAAUAGCGUUUGCGCAUGCGUGCGCACACACUCCGGCCCACCGCAGCUUGUGCAGGACUGUGAACCAGCCCAAGCCACAAAAACUUUGCCGACCCCUGGAUUGAAUCCAACUCCAGUACAGGAACACAAGUGAUUUAAUAUUAGCUGAUAUAAUAGUGUAUUAAAUGCAUAGUCUGGUACAAGGAUGGGAUUAAUACCUAUAAAAAUCAGUACUCUGAAAUUUGCUAAGCAAUAUAUUGAUAUAAAUUGGUUGAAUAUCAACUGCUCCAAGCCUCUGUAAAAGAGAAUUCCUGUUUCCAAGAUUUAGUAUAACAUUACCUUAAUAAACCCUCAAUUUCUUUCACAACAUUAUUUAUUGUUCCAUAGACAUUACUCUCUUAAGUUAGUUGAAUUAAGAACCCACACUUAAAUAGAUAGCACAGAGGAGUAUUAUACUACUAAUUAUUAGUUGUAUAUGUGCAGGUCCUGCUAUCCACAUGCUUGCGAUGCGAAAAUUCACUUAUCCUUCUGCCCAAACCUUGCUAUGAGCGCCGUAGACUCGGAUAUCCAAAGAACUGACUUCCUUGCUGGUUUGUGCUUUGCUAGUUGGCAACAGCCAUUUUUGGGAAGAAACCAGAGAGACAGGAAGUGGGGAGCCAAGAACAAAGGAAUUGGGGCAGGGGAGAUAAGACAUGGGUUUCCCAAACUUGGGUCUCCAGCUGGUUUUGGACUGCAACUCUCAUCAUUCCUACAUAGUAGGACCACUAGUCAGGGAUGAUGGGAACUGUAGUCCAAGAGCAGCUGGAGAUCUAAGUUUGGGAAACCCUGUGUUAGGCAAAUCUGGUUUUUUCCUCUGUUCUCUUGCAGAUUAGCUGCAUACAUUUCAGGAACUUUGGGCGGGGUGUGUGUGAAGAGGUUGGACAAAUCCCGAAUUAGAAAUAUUUCCAUAGGAAAUGAUGAAAUGGUGGACUUUGUUACAAAAGUAGGACCUGUGCGUAACUUCUCUUCCUAAACCCAGAUAGCCUGAACGUCUGUAUGGGUUGCUUAGAAUAUCCAUACAGCACUUCUCAAGCUACUUGCUCCAAAAUAGUCCAGUUAAUGUCAGUAUGUUAUUAUGGUUUCAAUGUGAUUUGUGGACUGCAGUCUUCCCUUGUCUCAUACAUGGCAAGAACAAAAGUUAAGUCACUGGGCUAUGUUGUUGCAUGUUUCUUGUAUGUAUAGCUCAAGAGGUUAGAAGACUGCAUUGCAUAUUCUUUCCAAACACAUGAGUGAAGCUGUUCACUUGAGAAGCUAAGCUAUUAAGUUAUUCUCUUUCAGGAGUUUGACAAGAAAUACAAUCCUACUUGGCACUGCAUUGUGGGAAGAAAUUUUGGCAGCUAUGUGACUCAUGAGACCAAACACUUCAUCUACUUCUACCUGGGUCAAGUUGCCAUUCUCCUCUUCAAAUCCGGUUAG